GCCGCUUUCGUCAGCUUGCCGUGGCCAUUUUGGCACGAGCCAUCGCUGACGCGCGAUCCUUUUUGGCGUUUGCACACCAAAGGCCAAAAAGGCGUUUGGGGGCAACUUGGAAGAAGUGCCCCCCCGCUAGGUUGAGCCAUGGAGGAAUCGGGAUUUCUAUUGCAAUUCGUACCAUUUUCACUCCCAGUUCGAUGCUCCGCACAGGGACUCUGGAUCUCGUUGGAAGUGGUGGAAGAUGGGGAGGCCCCGAUCGGUACUUUACGUUAUGUCCCCUCCAUGGCGUGCUCCUGACAUUGGUGAUCAGGAAUGAUCGGCCCUAGUCUUUUGCUUUAUUGUUCUUUGGAAUCGCUUUUUUGGCUCAAGCGGUUCCGAUCUAGGUUGCCACAUCUCGCGGCGGCCUUGCGAGCACCCGCUCCCUGUCAGGCUUCUCACUCGACCAGGAGGCCCAUUCGACACAAUGCGUGAGGCGAUCUGCAUCCACAUUGGCCAGGCAGGAGUGCAGAUUGGAAAUGCAUGCUGGGAGCUCUUUUGCCUCGAGCAUGGCAUCCAGCCCGACGGCCAAAUGCCCUCCGAUAAGACAAUCGGGGGCGGUGACGAUGCCUUCAACACGUUCUUCUCCGAGACUGGUGCCGGCAAGCACGUCCCCCGCUGUGUGUUCGUCGACCUGGAGCCCACGGUGGUCGAUGAAGUGCGCACAGGCACGUACCGUCAACUGUUCCAUCCAGAGCAGCUCAUUUCUGGUAAGGAGGACGCCGCGAACAAUUUCGCGCGCGGGCACUACACAAUCGGCAAGGAGAUCGUCGACCUCGUGCUCGAUCGGAUCAGGAAGCUGGCCGACAACUGCACAGGCCUCCAGGGCUUCAUGAUCUACAACGCCGUCGGCGGAGGCACUGGCUCCGGGCUCGGCUGCCUGAUGCUGGAGCGCCUGUCCGUGGACUACGGCAAGAAGACGAAGGUCUCCUUCACCGUGUGGGCGUGCCCGCAGGUCGCCACCGCAGUGGUGGAGCCUUACAACACGGUGCUCUGCGUGCACUCUCUUCUGGAACACACAGACGUGACCAUCAUGUACGACAACGAGGCGUUGUACGACAUUUGCCGCCGCAACCUUGACAUCGAGCGUCCAACUUACACCAAUCUUAACAGGCUGCUGGCGCAGAUCAUCUCCUCGCUGACUGCGUCGUUGCGCUUCGACGGUGCUCUGAAUGUGGAUAUCACAGAGUUCCAGACCAACUUGGUACCCUACCCGCGCAUCCACUUCAUGCUGUCGAGCUACGCACCAGUGAUCUCUGCGGAGAAAGCGUACCAUGAGCAGCUGUCAGUAGCGGAGAUCACCAUGUCCGUUUUCGAGCCCGCAUCCAUGUACGUGAAGUGCGAUCCUCGUCAUGGCAAGUACAUGGCAUGCUGUAUGAUGUACCGUGGAGACGUCGUGCCCAAGGAUGUGAACGCAGCGGUUGCUACUAUCAAGACCAAGCGUACCAUCCAGUUUGUGGAUUGGUGCCCCACAGGCUUCAAGUGCGGUAUCAAUUACCAGCCUCCUACUGUGGUUCCCGGCGGUGACCUGGCCAAGGUGAUGCGUGCCUGCUGCAUGAUCAGCAACUCCACAGCCAUCGCAGAGGUUUUCUCUCGCAUCGACCACAAGUUCGACCUCAUGUACUCGAAGCGCGCUUUCGUGCACUGGUAUGUGGGCGAGGGCAUGGAGGAGGGUGAGUUCUCCGAGGCUCGCGAGGACCUGGCGGCGCUGGAGAAGGAUUACGAGGAGGUUGGCAUCGAGACCGCGGAGGGCGAGGGCGAGGAGGAGGGCUACGGCGACGAGUUCUGAGCAGGCUGCCACAUAGCAGCUGUACAGGAGAGGCGUACACAGAAUCGCGACAGGUUACUUGCAAGCUGCAAGCGCAUACCGUUGAGAGAGCAUGUUUCCACGCUGUCCCUCAAAGACCAGCAUUCUUUUUACGCGGAAGGUCGACGUGUUUUCCACGCGGACCGCUUGCUGUUCAUUCGCGCGCCACACCUCCACUCGAGGUGGCCGAACUGAUAGACUGCCUCGUGCCACUGCCACCGUUCCCUUAGCGCUUGCACAGAAACACAAAC
Messenger RNA from Prorocentrum cordatum, 2088 nucleotides. The record is from the annotation of a GenBank genome assembly. NCBI's taxonomy places the organism in Eukaryota, Dinophyceae, Prorocentrales, Prorocentraceae.